CAAAGGUUUUGGGGUCUGAAGAACAGGACAUCCAACUUGAUGGAUGCUGUGAUGUCAGGUUGCAAAGUGGAUGGCGGUGGCGGCGGUGUUGCUGUUCUGCGGAGGUCCCAGGCCAGGGAAGGGGUGGCCCAACGAGAAGAAGAGCAAGAAGAAGAUGGAGAUGAAGACCUCCGAGACGGAGGAGUCCCUUUCUUUGUGAACCGUGGAGGGCUUCCCAUCAAUGAGGCCACCUGGGAAAGAAUGUGGAAACAUGUGGCCAAGAUCCACCCUGAAGGAGAAUUAGUAGCUCUGAGGAUCCGGGGAGCCACUGAUCUACCCAAGAUCCCCAUACCAAGUGUGCCUACUCUACAGUCAACCACUCUCAUCCCUGAGCGCUUGGAAACUAUACAGCGCUAUAUCAGGGAACUUCAAUACAAUCACACUGGGACACAGUUCUUUGAAAUCAAGAAAAGCAGGCCUUUGACUGGGUUGAUGGAUCUGGCCAAAGAAAUGACAAAGGAAGCCCUGCCAAUCAAGUGUUUGGAGGCUGUGAUCCUAGGAAUUUACCUCACCAACCACAUGCCAACACUGGACCGCUUCCCCAUCAGUUUCAAAACUUACUUCUCAGGGAACUACUUCCACCAUAUUGUGCUGGGAGUGAACAUUGGGGGCCGCUAUGGGGCACUAGGCAUAAGUCGACGCGAGGACCUCAUGUACAAAGCUCCCACCUUCCGCACUCUGAGUGAGCUUAUUUUUGACUACGAAGAGGCAUAUCGGUGCUGCUGGCACACCCUCAAAAAGGUGAAGCUUGGCCAGUGUGUGUCCCAUGACCCACACAGUGUGGAGCAGAUCGAAUGGAAGCAUUCCAUCUUGGAUGUGGAGAAGCUGAGCCGUGAGGACUUCCGCAAGGAGCUUGAGAGACAUUCCCGUGACAUGAGGCUAAAGAUCAGCAAAGCUACUGGGCCACCAUCACCCACCAAGGAUAGGAAAAAGGAUGUACCAUCGCCACAACGAAGCCAAUCCAGUCCACAUCGCCGCAAUAGCCGGACAGAAAGGCGACCAUCUGGAGAUAAGAAACCUACAGAACCCAAAGCCAUGCCCGACCUUAAUGGUUACCAAAUCAGAGUAUAAAGAACUUCUCAUUUGUGGACCAUUUGGUGGAAAGCAUUUGAACCAACACUACCUAUAAGAUGUGCAGUGUGGGAGGGGAUGCAGAGGGUACAAAGUGCAUAUUUUCCAAGGUAUUUAUUUACUCGGGGUGAUAGCCUGUGUAUUAGAGGACAGCCAUGUCUUUGCAUUAUAUCAGAAACUAAAUACACCAACUAAAAAAACAAGCAAAAAAAAAGAUCUUCCACCAGUUAUUCAUUGUUCUACAUAGCGGCAAGAGAAGAUACAUUUUGGAAAGUAACAGUAAAAGCCCUUUCGUUGCUGUUUCUCAGCCCACACAGAAGUAGAAUGCUUUUGACUUCAAAAAGCCCCAUAGUAAGCUAUAUGUCUCCUCUCUGCUUUCGAAGGAACCAGGUUAGCAGGAGAUCUCAGGAGAUAGACAGGGGCUAGGAGCAAAAAAAUAAACAAAAAUACUGACUCCUAUGGAAGAAUUUCUUAAUUUGUAUUUUCUGAGAAUUUUAAUAUUUUUAAUAACUU
Messenger RNA from Notechis scutatus (mainland tiger snake), 1623 nucleotides. Lineage: Eukaryota; Metazoa; Chordata; Lepidosauria; Squamata; Elapidae. The record is from RefSeq and is a predicted model, not a curated record.